CAGAAAACAUUACAAACUUUGUGUGUAUUUGUUACAAUUAAAUCACUCUCACACCCAGACAUAAACCAACAUUCAGAACCGCCUCAACAUGCCGACCAAAACCUUGUACUAACAGAAACACAGUGAAAAGGAUUCAUUGAAGGAAGUUAUUAACAGAAUAAAAAUGGUGUUGCCUAUGGCUAUGUGUGGACAAGAAGAACUUGAAUUAUCUCUAGAUGGAAGUCACUAUAGUCUUUCUACCGGAAUAUUACCUUCUCUCGGUGCAAAAAGUAACCGGAGAGUUAAACUCAGACCUCUCAUUAUAUCCCCCUAUGACCGCCGUUACAGGAUAUGGGAAACAUUUCUUGUAAUACUGGUGGUGUAUACUGCUUGGGUAUCUCCAUUUGAAUUUGGGUUCCUGAGGAAACCACAAGCACCACUUUCAAUCACAGAUAAUAUUGUGAAUGGAUUCUUUUUUAUAGACAUAGUUCUCACUUUCUUUGUGGCUUACGUAGACAAAACAACCUAUUUAUUCGUAGAUAAGCCAAAACAGAUUGCUUGGAAAUAUGCAAGAACUUGGCUUGCCUUUGAUGUUAUCUCCAUCAUUCCUUCAGAGCUUGUUGUAAAGCUAUCUCCUUCUCCUUUCCAAACCUAUGGUUUAUUCGACAUGCUUAGGCUUUGGCGUCUUCGAAGAGUUAGUGCUCUGUUUUCUCGGCUUGAGAAGGACAGAAACUAUAACUAUUUUUGGGUUCGGUGUGCAAAGCUUAUUUGUGUUACCCUUUUUGCUGUACAUUGUGCUGGAUGUUUUUAUUAUCUAAUUGCCGCACGUUAUCAUGAUCCAAAAAGGACUUGGAUUGGGCAAACAUCGGAAGAUUUUGUUCAACUGAGUUUGUGGACAAGAUAUGUAACAACUAUUUACUGGUCCAUCACUACUUUGACAACAGUUGGUUAUGGAGAUUUGCAUCCUGUUAAUGAAAGGGAAAUGAUGUUUGACAUUUUUUACAUGCUCUUCAAUCUUGGAUUAACAGCAUAUUUGAUUGGUAAUAUGACUAACUUAGUUGUCCACGGCACAAGUCGAACUAGAAAAUUUAGGGAUACCAUACAAGCUGCCUCAAGUUUUGCACAAAGGAACCAAUUACCACCUCGUUUACAAGAUCAAAUGCUUGCACACUUGUGUUUGAAGUUUAGAACAGACUCAGAAGGAUUGCAGCAACAAGAGACACUUGACUCUCUUCCUAAAGCUAUUAGAUCAAGCAUUUCACAUUAUCUUUUCUAUUCUCUUAUGGAUAAUGUUUACUUAUUUAAGGGGGUUUCAAAUGAUUUGCUCUUUCAAUUGGUAUCAGAGAUGAAACCAGAGUAUUUUCCCCCCAAAGAAGAUGUUAUUUUGCAAAAUGAAGCUCCAACUGAUUUUUACAUUCUAGUCACGGGUGCCGUGGAGUUGUUAGUUCUCAAAGGUGGAGUUGAACAAGUUGUUGGAGUGGCAAAAACAGGAGAACUUUGUGGCGAGAUUGGUGUUCUUUGCUAUAAACCACAACAUUUUACAGUUCGAACCAAACGAUUAAGUCAAUUGUUGAGGUUGAACCGUACCACCUUCUUGAAUAUUGUUCAGGCUAAUGUUGGGGACGGUACCAUAAUCAUGAAUAAUCUUCUUAAGCAUUUGAAAGAGCUGAACGAUCCAAUAAUGGAAGGAGUGUUGGUAGAGACAGAAAACAUGUUAGCUCGUGGUAGGAUGGACCUACCAGUAAGUCUAUGCUUUGCAGCAUCAAGAGGAGAUGAUUUGUUGUUACAUCAAUUGUUAAAACGGGGUCUGGAUCCAAAUGAAUCUGACAACAAUGGAAGGACAGCUUUGCAUAUAGCAGCAUCUAAAGGAAAAGAAAACUGUGUUUUACUUCUUCUGGAUUAUGGGGCCAAUCCCAACAUUAAAGAUUCAGAUGGAAAUGUAGCACUAUGGGAAGCUAUACUUGGUGGACAUGAAUUAGUGGGCAAACUUUUGAUAGAAAAUGGUGCUACCUUACAAAACGGUGAUGUUGGUCAAUACGCAUGCACUGCUGCUGAACAAAACAAUCUCAAUUUGCUAAAAGACAUUAGGCGUCACGGAGGAGACAUCACACUCACAAACAGCCUCGGAACUACAGCAUUACAUGUUGCUGUCUCCGAAGACAACGUUGAUAUUGUCAAAUAUCUUUUAGAUCAAGGUGCUAACAUUGACAAACCAGACAAACAUGGUUGGACUCCCAGAGAUUUAGCUGAUCAACAAGGACAUAUAGAAAUCAAAGCCAUUUUUGAAGCCAAAGGAGAACCUAAGGCUCAAUCUUUUGUUGCUAUGCCUAUUCCUGAGAGACAGGGUAGUAACGUGAGGUACCUUGGUAGAUUUACUAGCGAGCCAACAAUUCCUACAUUACAACAAGAUGGAACAUUUAAUGGAAAUGAUGGAUCUUGGAUGGAAAAUCGCCCGAGGCGAAGGACUAAUAACUAUCAUAACUCGCUUUUUGGGAUAAUGUCGGCUGCACACAAAGGAGAAAAUGAUCAUUUUUUUCCUGUUAAUACUAACAUGAAUAAUAGCAAUGCAAGGCAUGGUGGUGUGAAUAGUAUUCUGCGUCAAACUAGAGUUACAAUUAGUUGUCCUGAAAAAGGUGAGCUUGCUGGGAAGCUUGUAUUGUUGCCUGAGAGUUUUAAAGAGUUGCUUGAGAUUGGAGCUAACAAAUUUGGUAUUGUUGUGGCUAAGGUUGUGUGCAAAUAUGGUGGAGCUGAAAUUGAUAAUAUAGAUGUUAUUAGAGAUGGUGAUCAUCUUGUUUUUGUUGGUGCUGGUGGGGUGUUAGAUUCCAAUUGUCCAACACCUUCCAAUGGUGUCAUUCCAUAGUGUGCCUUUAUUUUUAGUUUAGCAAUAUCAACGUUUCCUCUAGUCAUGUUUGAGGCACUGUCUGACACCAUAUAAUAUAUUUUUUUAUAACAACUAUAUUUUUUUCUUGGUCUUUUGUGCUCUUCAAUUGUAAAUCUUCUACCGGUUCCUUUUGUUGGAAUGUAAAAUGAAAAUGAAUGUUGGUCA
Cicer arietinum (chickpea) is the source of this 3025-nucleotide messenger RNA. Its product is annotated as potassium channel AKT1-like. Gene Ontology annotation, molecular function: protein binding; voltage-gated potassium channel activity. Gene Ontology annotation, cellular component: membrane. NCBI's taxonomy places the organism in Eukaryota, Viridiplantae, Streptophyta, Magnoliopsida, Fabales, Fabaceae. The record is from RefSeq and is a predicted model, not a curated record. Gene Ontology annotation, biological process: potassium ion transport; transmembrane transport.